AUGUAUAACAAAACAAGCGCCACUUUAAUGCUACAGACUAUAAUGGUGUUGAUGGAAAAACAGAAUUCCACUGUUACUAAUUUCCCAUCUACGUUUCUUGAGGACGCUGAGAUUGAAAGAUGUUACGGUUUGUACGGAUGUUUCUCGAAGGCGUAUCCAUGGACUGAACAUCGUCCUGACAAUUACUUCCCCGCGUCACCAGAAAGCUUAGGAGUGAGAUACGCUGUAUUUACAAGAAGAAACAGAAAAAUACCUGUUCUAUUACACGCAGAUGACACGGCGAAGAUAAAAAAUGCAAAUCUCGAUAGUUCUGGUCCAUUUUAUUUUAUAUCACACGGAUUCCUGGAAGGCGGGCAUAAACUUUGGAUACAACAUAUGGCAGAUGCUCUUUUGAAUCUUAAAGGCAAUGACGCAGCUACUGUUGUCGUUGUUGAUUGGAGACGUGGCUCGCAGCCUCCCUAUGGUCAAGCAGUCGCUAACAUUAGACUAGUCGGCGCCAUGACAGCUCAUCUGAUAAAAAAUAUAUACGAUGUCUUACAAUUGUCAAAUCUAGACACUUUCCAUUUUAUUGGGCACUCUUUGGGCGCACAUUUAGGAGGGUACUGCGGUCAUGCUCUUCAAAAGAAAUUUAACCUAAAGUUAGGAAGGAUAACUGGUUUGGAUCCCGCAGCGCCGUACUUCAGUAAUACUGUGACGUUGGUUCGUUUGGAUAAAUCGGACGCUCAAUACGUAGAUAUCAUACAUAGCAACGCCAUGCCGCUGUAUUUUUCAGGUUUCGGUAUAUCAGAACCAAUAGGUCACGUGGAUUUCUUCCCAAACGGUGGUUCAGUUCAGCCCGGCUGUAAGAACGACAAACCUUACCAGGGAAUAGACAACGACAUGUACUCACAAGUGGUUAAAUACGUCAGCUGUAAUCACGAAAGAAGUUAUGAAUUGUUCACUGAGAGCGUUGCACCUUUAUGCCCUUUUAUGGCUAUUCAGUGUAAAUCCUAUGAGGCUUUUCUUGAAGGAAACUGCACUACAUGUGACAAAAAACACAUCUGUGUGCCGAUCGGAUUCCACUCACAGAGUUUCUACAAACGGUUACAAUCUAAUGGACUUGUUGAUACCAAUACAAAUAUCGCUCUGUAUGCUAUGACCGGGAGUACUAAACCAUUUUGCAGAGUUCAUUAUGAAGUAACAAUAAAGGUGUCAAAUAGCACUGAAAGCAGAAUACACGGCCCAGAUGUAGGGCGAGUAUCAAUUACACUUGUAGACAGAAAUAAUAAUAAGAGUGACCAUAAACUUAUGAAUGACGAACAAAAAUAUUACCGGCCAGGUGAUAUAGAAACUAAAUUAAUUGCUUUCAAAGAUACGGGUCUUCCGCCAGUUUCAGUGAUUGUUGAAUGGAAAUAUGAAACGAGUAUAUUGAACCCGAUGACAUGGAGAUUGUUGAAGUCAUCUAGCAUUUACAUUGAAUACAUUAAAAUAUCAUCCAUAGAAUACAACACUGUAAUGACCGUUUGUCCGAAACUUAAAAAACCCGUGGUUACAAACUUGCAGACUAUUAUGAAGACUAAAUAUUGUGUGUUUUGA
This is a messenger RNA of Danaus chrysippus (African queen), 1575 nucleotides long. The record is from the annotation of a GenBank genome assembly. NCBI's taxonomy places the organism in Eukaryota, Metazoa, Arthropoda, Insecta, Lepidoptera, Nymphalidae.